Molecule: messenger RNA, 1252 nt
Organism: Rhineura floridana
Lineage: Eukaryota; Metazoa; Chordata; Lepidosauria; Squamata; Rhineuridae
Exons: 5
Coding region: 108-1055 (315 amino acids)
Source: RefSeq, a predicted model, not a curated record
UUGCCUCUCCCCACGUGCGUGUCGUUGCUUCUUCCUUCCCUGCAUGUCGUUGCCUCUUCCCCGCGCCUGUUGUUGCCUCUCUCCCUGGGUGUGGUUGCCUCUUCCCCAUGUGUGUCGUUGCCUCUCUCCUCCCUGGGUGUCGUUGCCUCUCCCCACGUGCGUGUCGUUGCCUCUUCCUUCCCUGGGUGUCGUUGCCUCUCUCCUCCCUGUGUGUCGUUGCCUCUUCCUCGUGCCUGUUGUUGCCUCUCUCCUCCCUGGGUGUCGUUGACUCUCCCUACAUGCGAGUCGUUGCCUCUUCCUUCCCUGCGUGUCGUUGCCUCUCUCCUCCCUGUGUGUCGUUGCCUCUCUCCUCCCUGUGUGUCGUUGCCUCUUCCCCGUGCCUGUUGUUGCUUCUCUCCUUCCUGGGUGUCGUUGCCUCUCCCCACGUGCGUGUCGUUGCCUCAUCCUUCCCUGCAUGUCGUUGCCUCUCUCCUCCCUGGGUGUCGUUGCCUCUUCCCCGUGCCUGUUGUUGCUUCUCUCCUUCCUGGGUGUCGUUGCCUCUCCCCACAUGCAUGUCGUUGCCUCUUCCUUCCCUGCAUGUCGUUGCCUCUCUCCUCCCUGGGUGUCGUUGCCUCUUCCCCGUGCCUGUCGUUGCCUCUCUCCUCCCUGGGUAUCGUUGCCUCUUCCCCGUGCCUGUUGCCUCUCUCCUCCCAGGGUGUCGUUGUUGCCUCUCUCCUCCCUGGGUGUCGUUGUUGCCUAUCUCCACCCUGCUAAUCAUUGCCUCUCCCCUCCCUGCGUCUCGUUGCCUCUCCCCUCAGCACAGAGGAAAGGGUCCCCAAAUUAUGCAAGAACAGACAAAGUCAAUACUACAAGAUUGGUCAAUAAAGCAAAACACAACAGUGGACAUGAACUAUCCCAACUAUUCGAUUUCAGUGGAGGAGAAUUACAUACAGCAUUCUGUCCCAGAUUUGAUUGCGGCCAACAACAUGGUAGAAAUUCAAAAAAGCUGGUGGAAAGGAGGACAGAGUCUUGCACUUUUGAUAGCCUGGCAGAAGAGAGAACAUGGACAUGUCUAGCUUAUCAUGCAGGGGCAAGAAACAACAUCUGCUGAAAUUCUCUCUUCUACAGAAUUAUUAAAGAUGGCCAAGGCCAAACUCAGAAGAGAACUGAACUGUGUCCUAUUCAACUGCAUGAGGACUGCCAUAACAACCACCUCUUUUUGACACCCCCCAACCUUGUUUUGUCACAUCUGCUUAAAUGAUAAUAAAAAUGA